Messenger RNA from Dromiciops gliroides (monito del monte), 7210 nucleotides. It is a transcript of the gene ANKMY2, whose product is annotated as ankyrin repeat and MYND domain containing 2. Bases 3315 to 4508 code for a protein of 397 amino acids. The transcript has 10 exons. Gene Ontology annotation, molecular function: protein binding. Lineage: Eukaryota; Metazoa; Chordata; Mammalia; Microbiotheria; Microbiotheriidae. The record is from RefSeq and is a predicted model, not a curated record.
CGCUUCCAGGGCCAACCAGGCCUUUCAAAGGGAGCUCCUGCCACAGCCUCCCCAACGCUGAGCCCCGCCUCGGCUGGGGGUGGGGAGGAGCUCCCGGGCACGUGGGACCCUGCCUGGGCCGGGCCUGGCCGAACCUAUUCUGCUGGGCCCACCCAGAUCCUUCCCCUUGAACGAAUUCCACUGCCCUCUCUCUACCACCUACCUCCCUACCGGAUGCCUUCCCAAGCAGGCACCCCAGGCUACCUAUUCUCUCAGAGAAGUGGAGUUCAGUUUCUCCUAUUGCACUAUCCGUGGAGACUCAGAACCUCCCGUGUGUUCCUAACACCGUGCUAGGCUCUGGGGACUGAGUACAAAAGCCAAGCAGCCCCUUGCCCUGAAGAAUUGUUGCAACACAAGCAGAAGAUCCUGACCCAACUGUCCUCCCGAACAGCCAGUGCAUCACUGGACAAAGAUUAGAGACAAGGACAAAACUGGAGAUGAUGUUAGUGCUGGGAAGCACCUUUGAUGGUGGAGUAGUGGGAGACCCACCCUCACAUCUCUCCUCUUCCCUAUGAGGGGAUCCGGUCUUCUGUCACCUGAGGCGUUACAGAGAAUCAAGGCAGCCAAUGGGGUGACCCCAAGAAAUUCCCUGAUCCUUUUGUUAAACGUGAAUAGGGAUCAACUUUGCAGAAAAAUCCUGGUUUCCAGGCUGAUAAUCCCUCACAUGUAAAGGAAAGGCUCUAGGGAGCUAUAAGCUGGAAGGGACCCAAUAACUGUCACCUCAUUCUACAGAAGAGGAGACUCAGCAGUGAAAGGAGGCCCAAAGAGAGGUCAAGUGACUUGCCCAAGGUCACACAGUAAGUGGGAGGCCUGGAUUUGUGUCCUGAUCCCCUAGCUCCCAAUCUAGCACACUUCCUAGCGUUCUAGCUGUUUUUUCUCACUUGGGAAUGGGGUCCUAGGGUAUGUAUAGUGCCACCUCCGCAUUUUGCAAAUGGGCAAACAGGCUCAGAUGAGUGAGGGACUUUUGCCAGAGGCUUGGGUCGGAGGGAUUCAGAGAGCUGACACUGACAGGGAGGACUCCUGAUGCUGUCCACUUUACAGAUGAGGUUUACAGGCUCAACCUCAGAGACAGCGUUUGAACCCACGCCUCCUAGCUGUACAACCAGGGCUCCUGGGGAAUGACUUAAUUAAGCCUAUAUUACAUGACAAUCAGAGAGUCGGUCCGGCCUAGUGAGUUCUGGACCUGCCACCGACCGAGCAGCUGUGUGACCCUCAACAAGUCACUGAUCCAGCUCUUCCAAUGAAGGUGCCUCCCUCAAGGGUGGAGGGAGUUCCUUGCUGGGAGGACCAGAAGUGCUCCCCCCAGAGUGUCAGGCACUGGGGACCCAAAGACCAGUAUGCCAAGGUCCCAGACUUCAGGGGGCUUAUGUUCUGCAUGAGGGAACAAAUAUAGGUCCAUCGAUACAAAACCUAUUCCAAGUAAGUUCUCAGUAAUUGGGAGGGAGAGCUCAGAAUUUGAGGAAAGGCCUCUCCUGGGAGUGCUGAGACUUGAGAGAAGGCCGGGCUGGAGCUCAGCACUCCCACGGGACACCAUUACAGGGCUGGUGGAAGGCCUGAGCAAAGGUUCAGAGGUGAAAGACCUAGAAGGUAGAAGCACAGUCAGGCAAUAAACGGUUGGGGAUCUUCAUGGGAGGCCUAAGAUGAGAUUCCUGAAGAUAGGAGGGAAGAGGAGGAGAGAGUGGAGGGCAGGUUAGCCUGUGGGGAAGGGAUCAGAUGCUGCUGGGGGGUCAGGUGCUAGGAUGGGAAGUUUUUCUGGGAAGACUGAAAAUCACGUGGUGUGGACCAGCCUCCAGGGUCUCCAAGCUGAGGCUGGAUGUCAUGGGGAUUCUUGGCCUGGUUGGCCUGCUCCCCCAGGUUCUGCUCAUCUUUUAGAGCUGCCCAAGGAAUCUGAGCCGGGUCUGCCCCUCCCCCGCAUGUGAGCACACCCCCCGGACCUCUUCAGGGAGAGUAAGGCUGUUCUGAGGGAAGAGAAGAAAGGAACAAUGGGCUCUCUGUUGGGCUCCCAUCCUGGAGUCCUCCCGCCCUUGGAUUGGGGGCAUGGCAAGGACUUCUGGGAUGCUCUAACAUUCACAUCCAUUGUCCUCUUUCCAACCGAAGCAGGAGGUUUGGCAAAGCUGCCACCGCCUCCUCCCAGCCCUGGUCCUUGGGAGCUUUGGCCUCUGAGCGCCCCCCCCCCCCAGGAUUGGGCCCUUAAAAACAGCUUGCCUUGAUUGAUCCUGGAGGGGGCUGAGGGCUCCUAAUCAGCCCUGGGGUUCUCAGCUUGCUCCCCUCAUUAACACAAUGGCAUUUUAAUCAGUUGACCACUGUCGUGUGGUAAGGAGACUUUCUUGACUUUCUUUAAAUCAUUCACUUGCCAAUUUCAUAAAUGCAUCAUCCUGGUACAGAUAUAAAAGGAAUCCUUAUUGACCUUUAUACAAAGCUCUGCUCUCCAGCCACACUAGAUCACUGGCUUUCUCCCUGGCCCUGCCUGUCCUCUUCAUUUCCAUUCUCAAGGUGGGGGGGCACCAUGGAGCUGGACCCAUGUGCCCAAUACCUGUCCUGGGAUCUCUGACCUGCUCAGAUUGUACCGAGGUGGGUUCACCCCUCCUGAGGCUGGCUGGCAGCUCUCUGCCUUGGCACUUACCGUAUUGAUACCCAACUUGGUGGAGCACAGGGCUUCUGACUUAAAGACAUCCUCCUCCGUCAGCUGCCCACCACACCAUGCCAUUCCUCAUCUCUUCUUGCUGGUUCUUUGAUCAUUUUGGAGGGCUCUGCUCUGGUACUCCUUACUCAGACUUUGAUCCACUCUCUCCUCCCUCCAACUAUUAAGGCUCUUUCCCCCCUUCAAAUUACCUUGCUGAGAAUGGAAGCUCCCUGAGGACAGGCACUGCUGACAGACCUAUUGAAUUGCUUUGUGUUGUGUUUGGAGGACAAACAAGAUGGUCUUUGUCAUUGUAUGACUGCUUAAAGGGAAGCUGAUUGACACCUGAUAGAGGCAAAAAGAUCAGGUUCUACAGUCUCUGACUCACUGAGACAGGAGAGAAGGGAUCUGGGCACCCCAUAGCUGAACAGGAGUCUGGUGGACCAGACACCAAGCUGACAAGUGGGCCUCCAGGGACAGUCCAAGAACCUCCAUAUCUGGCAAUGAUGUAGUUGAUCUAAGUCUCUGGGCCACCGUCUUCAGAAAUCGAGAAUUCACGCCAAAGAAGAGGGAAGAGGCUGUGGGGAAUGUCCAGGAGGCCGGCAGACUGUUGGGAAGCAAGAAUGUUCGUGUCAACUGUUUGGAUGAGCACGGGAUGACGCCGCUCAUGCACGCGGCAUACAAGGGCAAAAUCGACAUGUGUCGGAUGCUCCUGCGCCACGGGGCCAACGUGAACUGCAAUGAGCAUGAACACGGCUACACGGCCCUGAUGUUCGCUGGCCUCUCUGGAAAUAAAGAGAUUACUCGGGUAAUGCUGGAAGCUGGAGCAGACACAGAUGUCGUGAACUCGGUCGGCAGGACAGCGGCGCAGAUGGCGGCCUUUGUGGGCCAACACGACUGUGUGACCGUGAUUAACAACUUCUGUCCCCGAGAGAGGCUGGAUUACUACACGAAGCCCCAGGGCCUGGAGAAGGAGCCGAGGCUGCCCCCAAAGCUGGUGGGGCCCCUGCAUAAGAUGGUCACCACGACAAAUCUCCACCCGGUCAAGAUUGUGAUGCUUGUUAAAGAAAAUCCUCUGCUGGCCGAGGUGGACGCCCUGAAAAAAUGCUACCGCGUGAUGGAUCUGCUCUGUGAGAAGUGUAUGAAGCAGCGGGACAUGAACGAGGUCCUGGCCAUGAAGAUGCAUUACAUCAGCUGCAUUUUCCAGAAAUGCAUUCACUUCUUGACCGAGCGAGAAGACAAGCUGGAUGGCUUCAUCAAGAGUUUGUUAAAAGGCCGGGAGACAGAUGGCUUCCCCGUCUUUCAGGAAAAGUUCAUUCGAGAGUGCAUUCGGAAGUUCCCCUACUGUGAAACCACCCUCCUCCAGCAGCUCGUGAGAAGCAUUGCCCCUGUUGAGAUAGGCUCUGAUCCGACAGCCUUCUCUGUACUCACUCAAGCCAUCACCGGUCAAGUAGGAUUUGUGGACAUGGAGUUCUGCACCACGUGUGGAGAAAAGGGGGCAGAUAAGAGGUGUUCAGUGUGUAAAAUGGUCAUUUAUUGCAAUCAGGAUUGCCAGAAAAUCCACUGGUUCACUCAUAAAAAAGUCUGUAAGGCACUGAAGGCUGCAUACGAGAAGCAGGAGCUAGAAGCUGCCAAAGAGAAGAAGAGGCAGGAAGAGAGACAAAAACAAGAAAAAGAGCUAGACGUGGAUCCGAGUUCACCUAAUGAACAGCAGCCAGACACGGCCCCUGCAGAUCUGGCGCAGGAGGAAAAGGCAGAAGUGAAAGAAGCCCCCCAAACAACCUCGGAAGCCGACCGUGACCCUGGCCCCCAGGACGUGGCCGGGGGGGUGAAGGACCCAGAGGAAUAGGCCCCACAUGGCUCUGUAGGCUUGCGGUAUAUGAGACAAAAAGCCUAGCCCUCGUUCCUGUGGAGGGGUGAGCCCCCCCGAGGUGGCAGAGGGCUGCUCCCUGUUCCACAGAGCCCACGCUUUCCUGGAUCUGUGCUCUCACUCUGCUGGGUGGAGGUCACAGCUCACUCGCCCCCUCUCAUUCCCUGUGGCCCAUCGCCACCCACAGGGGCCUCCCCAUCACAGCAGAAGGCUCCCCUCCAUCUCUAGGCAUGGAGUGCGUGGGUUCCAAUCCCACCCAUCAUGCCCCCCCAGCCCUCAUGGCAGGACUGACCCACCUUUGCCAGGCCACCCUCUGCUAUGUAUCACGCUCAUGGCUUUCCCUACGCGUCUGCCACUGACAGUAUGUUACAGCCACCACCCCCCAGCAGAGCAGCUGAAUAAGACCAAGCUUAUAUAGGGCAGGGCUGGGCUUGAUGCAUCACCAUUCUGAGGGAGGAAGGGGAUCACAUUUCAAGGUAUUGGACAGAAGGGAGGCUUGGAAACACAUGGGGGGAAUCACUCAACAAACAUGUAUGAAGUACCUACUAUGUGCUGGGCCUGUGUUAAGCCUGGGGGAUAUCAGUGCAAAGACAUAUUAUAAUGCACAGUGGUCAGUGGUCAGUGCCCAGGCCAUGUCAUGGACCAAAGGUCCCACCUCUGUAGAAUAUCAGAAUCACUGAAGCUAUGUCAAGGGUACCCUCGAUGCAGUUAAGACAAGGGAGCGGGGGCAGCUAGGUGGCAUAGUGGAUAAAGCACCAGCCCUGGAUUCAGGAGUACCUGAGUUCAAAUCCGGCCUCAGACACUUGACACUUACUAGCUGUGUGACCCUGGGCAAGUCACUUAACCCUCAUUGCCCCGCAAAAAAAAAAAAAAAAGAGAGAGAAAGAAGGGAGUACCAGUAAGCCACAAGUCCAUUAAACUAGUGAAAGUCACACAAAAACACACACGCCUCCCCCCCCCCCCGGCCCCCCGCAUUGCAUUCAUUGUUUGUUGCCAGUUUGAAGAAAAGCAUUUGAUUUAUCGGCACUCCUUCCAUGCUCACGGCUGCCCUCUGACUUUGAAAGUGUCUUCCAUGCAUGUGUCAGCAUCCCAGAAGAUUCUUUCAAAGAUAUAAUGACAUGCACCUAGGUGGUACAGUGGAUAGAGCACCAGCCCUAGAUUCAGGAGGACCUGAGUUCAAAUCUGGCCUCAGACACUUAAUACUUACUAGCUGUUUGACCCUGGGCAAGUCACAACCAUCAUUGCACACCCCCCCCCCCAAAAAAAAAAAAACCACAUAGUGACAGACAGACCUCUGAGGAGCUGAUGACAUCAGGGCUGGCUAAGGCACAUGCCCUCUGCCUGCUGGACAUUGUCAUGGUCUGAAUGGCACAGGGCCUCCUAUAGAUGGAGAGGGGCCCCAGGUGCUCCUGCAGCCCCGGACAGUGCUGAGCCUCCUCCAGGCAAAGCUGCCCGUCCCACCAUAUUUUCCCAGUGACUUCCAGCAUGUAAUAGGAGCCGUUUCCCUGGGGAGAUAGCUUUCUUGUCCAAGGAGCAGUUUUCCUUUCCCACAAUCAGCUCCUCAAGCUUGUCCCAAGUCUCCAUUCCACUGGUUCCCCUUGCCUGCUCCAGAGCAAGAGUUUUGUCUAGCCGUCUUAGAAGCAGGAAAGACACCAUCUGGAAAGGAAAUGGGGUAUUGGGUGCGACAGGCUGGCUCAUGCCCCUUUGACAGCUCCUCAGCCUUUUAGAGUCAGGUAGCUUUGCCCAUCUGCUUCUAUAGGACUGUCAGAAACCCAAGGGAAGAAAGUAUCAACCAGCAACUACAGGAGAUAAGGAGCCACAGAGACGUAAAAAAGAUGCAAGAGACUCGGAGUCUUCAGAUGAAAGGAGUGAUGUUCCCUGGAGUCAGCCUGAGUCUGGAAGAGUGGGAAAUCGGGGAUUUGGAGUCAGAGCACCUGGGAUGGGAUCCCAUCUCUGGUCUUAUCUGGGUGAUCUUGGACAAGUCAUUCCUGUGGGACUGUUUCUUCACCUGUAAAUUGAGGUUAGAUUAUUCCUCUCAGCUCCUUCCCAGCUUUAAAACCCUUGCUCAGGUAACAGACCCAGGAAAAUACUGUAAUUUAGAGAAUGUUGUUAUGCCCUGAUCAUCACCUCUGGGUCUUACAUACAUGUGAUUGCAUCUUUAGGUGCUACGGGAUAGAGGGAAAUAUGGAUGUUAAUGAAUGUGUGGCCUAAUGAAUCUUGCUUACUGGGGAAGGGGGCGAUCACCACGAAUGGGCUGACCACAGCCCGAGUUAUGCCCGUGGCUCAUCUUUACUAAAGACCUUCAGAAAACUGGUUGGGGCUGUGUCCCAGAAGCAGCCUAGCCAGCAGCCAAUCCCUACGUAUGGGUUGUCUUUUGCACUCUGCAUUUAAGAAUAAUGAAUGGGAUUUCCCAGCAAGCCAGUUUGGUGCGUGAUAUCUGGAUUCCCCUCUGAAAAGUUCUUUGGAGUCAUGGCUGGGUUUCCAUCCUUGUCUUCUGGGUGUGUUGGGCUGGGGGGAAGGGUCUGCUGAUCCACCCAUAUUUGGUAUGUCCCAUUCAGGAGGCUUGUGAGCUAAGCUGGCAUUGGAGGCUAGCUGACCUAGAAUGUGUGGCAUCCAUGAGGAGGCUGCCCCAUCCCCCAGGCUCUUGGGAGAGUUGAAAUAAAUACACCACCUCAUCCAAA